This is a messenger RNA of Cucumis melo (muskmelon), 1649 nucleotides long. Its product is annotated as histone deacetylase 2. NCBI's taxonomy places the organism in Eukaryota, Viridiplantae, Streptophyta, Magnoliopsida, Cucurbitales, Cucurbitaceae. Gene Ontology annotation, molecular function: histone deacetylase activity. The record is from RefSeq and is a predicted model, not a curated record. Bases 448 to 1557 code for a protein of 369 amino acids. The transcript has 12 exons.
UAUUCAAAAGUAUAAAGUCAAAUAUUAAAUAUUAAAUUAGUUUUGAGAAAUUAACUAAGUUGAAAACAAGCUUGUAUUGUCAAAUCCAGUAAAUUGCAUAGUCCAUGGUCUCGUGGCAACAAAUGACCGGUAACUGUCCGAUUUUUCACUGGCAAAAAUGCCAUCUCUCUCUGACCGAUUGAAUAUCCCAAUCUCAGCUGAUUUCGCCUCGAAAAUUCCAAAGAAAAUUCUGUAUCCGAAUGGACCCAAUCUAUACUUGGUUCGAUCAAAUCCAAGUUAACGAUCCCGAGUCAUACCGAUUCACCGCCCCAGUAUCUCAACUCUAACCGACCCACCCACGAACUUACGCAGCUGAUCAUUCACUCCUUUUCAACCGUGCCCACAAUCGAGCUCUCUCGGCCAUUAUUUCGCUCUCUUUUCUGUUAUUCCAAUUUCUUCUCUCGGGGCAUGUCCUCUUCACUGUCUCCGAAUGCGAACAAUGGGGAAACUGUUCGUAGGGACCGAAUUCUCUCCAGCAAGCUGUAUUUUGAUGUUCCUUCUUCGAAGGUUCCGGUGAUAUAUUCGUCAUCGUAUGACAUCUCAUUUCUUGGAAUAGAGAAGUUGCAUCCAUUUGAUUCAAAGAAAUGGGGUCGUGUAUGCCAAUUCCUUAUUGCCGCUGGAGUUUUAAGGAAAGAUCAAAUUAUCGAGCCUUUGGAAGCUAAGAAGAAUGAUCUUCUUGUGGUACAUCCGGAAUCAUACUUGAAUAGUCUGAAGAACAGUUCAAAUGUUGCUAAGAUUAUUGAGGUCCCUCCUGUUGCAUUGUUUCCUCAUUGUGUUGUCAAGGAGAAAGUUCAACGUCCAUUUCGUAACCAGGUUGGAGGGAGCAUAUUAGCUGGAAAAGUAGCAAAAGAGAAAGGAUGGGCUAUCAAUGUAGGAGGUGGUUUUCACCAUUGCUCAGCAGAACAAGGAGGGGGAUUUUGUGUAUAUGCAGAUAUUUCUCUGUGUAUACACUACGCCUUCGUUCAGCUAAAUAUAUCAAGGGUAAUGAUUAUUGAUCUUGAUGCCCAUCAAGGAAAUGGCCAUGAAAUGGAUUUUGCUCAUGAUAGACGAGUAUAUAUUCUUGAUAUGUUCAAUCCUGGAAUAUAUCCAUUUGAUUAUGAGGCUAGAAGAUGCAUUGAUCAGAAAGUUGAAGUAGUUAGUGGGACCACAACAAGUGAAUACUUGAAGAAAUUAGAUGAAGCACUCGAGGUUGCUGCCACUUCAUAUGAUCCAGAAUUAAUUGUUUACAAUGCUGGGACUGAUAUUCUAGAUGGAGAUCCUCUGGGCUUGUUAAAGAUUAGUGCCGAGGGAAUAGCUAAGAGAGAUGAAAAGGUUUUCAGAUUUGCUCGUGCGAGGAACAUUCCCAUUGUGAUGCUGACAUCAGGUCUUUUCCCUUACAUGAACUUGUCGAUGAAGUUUAUUGAGUAUGCACGUUUUUUAUUAUGCUUGACCUUUCUCUCUUGUAUUUAUAAAAAGUACACCCAUCCAUCCUUUUAUUUAAUACUAACUUUUAACUCUUUGACCAGGUGGUUUAUUUAGAAAUCUUUCUUAUUAAAAGUUAAACGGCUUUGUAUCUUUCACAUUUGCAUUCAACUUCAAUUCUUAAUAUUAUUAGGUGCGUUUAUCCCUCA